UUCCUUUGUUUUUGGUAUCCAUGGACAGCAGCAGCACCAAUACCAUUGCCCCUCUUUCUUGCUUGCUUGUCCCAUUUCUCUUUCUCUCUCUUUUGCCCUAAACCCACAACCCGCUUCCUACAUAAAGCUCGCUCCUUUCACUCCAUUCUCCACUCUACACUUCCAUUCUCCAACACUCUCACAUGGGUUUUUCUCAAAACGCCCCACAAAUCUGUUCUGUUCCCUAAGCACCACCCUUUUUCUGUUCUAGCACACAACCGUUAUCAAUGGCUCACAACUCAGACAGUGCCACCUCCAACCUUCUUCUCUGUUCGGAGAACAGCAGCACCUGCUUCGAUGAUGAUUUGGAAUGUUGUGAUGCCGCAGAUGGGUCCAACUCCAGAAUCUCGCAUCAGUUCUGGGACCACCAUGAGGGUGGUGGUGGUGGUGGAUCGGAGUUGUUGGCGUGUUUUGUGGCGCAGAGUGAGGAAACUGUGAGGGCUAUGGUGGAGAGAGAGAGGGAGCAUUUGCCGAGGGAUGAUUACUUGAUGAGGCUGAGGAGUGGGGAGUUGGACUUGGGUGUUAGGAGGGAGGCUAUUGAUUGGAUUUGUAAGGCUCAUUCUUAUUUUGGCUUUGGACCCUUGAGUUUUUGUUUAGCUGUGAACUACUUGGACCGCUUCCUAUCGGUUUUUGAUUUACCGAGAGGUGUGACUUGGACUGUGCAAUUGUUAGCUGUAGCUUGCUUGUCGAUUGCGGCUAAAAUGGAGGAGAUCAAAGUGCCUCAAUCCGUAGAUUUACAGGUUGGGGAACCAAAGUUUGUGUUUGAAGCUAGAACCAUUCAAAAAAUGGAACUACUUGUAUUAAGCACAUUGGGAUGGAAAAUGUGCGCUAUAACUCCUUGUUCCUUCAUAGACUACUUCCUUGGCAAGAUCACUUGCGAGCAGCAUCCAGCAAAAUCAUCCAUUUCAAUAUCAGUGCAGCUCAUCCUUGGCAUAAUCAUGGGUAUUGACUACUUGGAAUUCCGGCCUUCUGAAAUUGCUGCCGCGGUGGCUGUUUCUGUUUUAAAGGAAUUGCAAGCGAUAGAAAUUGAUAAGGCCAUAAUUGAUCUCUUAGUAGUAGAGAAGUGGAGAGUUCUGAAGUGUGUUGAAUUGAUAAGAGAUUUGUCCUUGAUCAAUGUUGCUGCUAGUUUAGGCAGCAAGGUACCAUAUGUGCCCCAAAGUCCAAUUGGGGUGCUGGAUGCUGGGUGCUUAAGUUAUAAGAGUGAUGAAUUAACUGUUGGAUCAUGUCCAAAUUCUUCACAUAAUAUUUCAAAUCCAAACCCUACUAAGAGGAGCAAACCAGAUGGACCUUCUAAUGGAACCUCCAAUUCAUGAAAUGUGGAUUUUCUUCCUUCACCAAAGUUCAUUUAGUUUGGUUGAAUGGGAGUUUGGUGUGGUCUUGGGAUUCCUUGGAAACAUUCUCAACGAGAGUGUGCUUCGGAUGAAUAAGAUAGGAAUUUAAUUAAGUGCUAUCAUGGUAGAAGCAUAUGGACAUGACCAGGAAGGAGGUGUUGAUAGUUAAGUUUUUUUUUGGUUUAUAGUCAGAUUAUAGAAACAGCUACAAAUACUUGGGACAUGCGAUUGGUGUAGAAAAUUUUGAUGAAACAAUGUUGAGGUGGCACAAACACAGAAUGUCACAGUAUGAAUGUAAUAUUUGGAGAGGAGAGCCAUAAUUGUUGUCCAUGUGAAUGUCCUAAGUUCUCAUUUUAGAAGAAAAUUAAUAUAUAAAGCAUUUUUUUAUGGUUA
Molecule: messenger RNA, 1763 nt
Organism: Glycine soja
Lineage: Eukaryota; Viridiplantae; Streptophyta; Magnoliopsida; Fabales; Fabaceae
Product: cyclin-D4-1-like
Exons: 6
Coding region: 267-1352 (361 amino acids)
Biological process (GO): regulation of cyclin-dependent protein serine/threonine kinase activity; mitotic cell cycle phase transition
Cellular component (GO): nucleus; cyclin-dependent protein kinase holoenzyme complex; cytoplasm
Molecular function (GO): cyclin-dependent protein serine/threonine kinase regulator activity
Source: RefSeq, a predicted model, not a curated record